GCCGGACCAAUUGUGGAGGCGGGCCGUAUCCGGCCGGCCCGCGGGCCGUAGUUUGGGGACCCCUGCUCCAACGCAAGAACCGAUUACGUUGGCGCACAUAAGGUCUGACUGUGCAUUUAGCUCUUACCUGAGCCGAAAUAGACAGGCUGAAGCUGACUUAAUUCUAGCACUAACUCUGUAAAUAAAUCACUUUAUCGACAUUUCUAACAUUUUUACGUGAGAAAGUAGCCGUUUAGAUCCACAACGUGCAAAUUCGGCGCUACUCAAGCUAGCCGUAGUGAUUAAGGCACUUCCUGUUAGUUUCACAAAAUAAAACACCCGCUAACGAUAGAAUUAGUGUUUUUAUUUUUAAAACAGGAAGCGAACCUCCCCUCGGUCUAGCUAACUUAAAACCGCUCGGUAACUGUUUUAAAUCGGUUUUAAAAACCUCUCCCAUCGCCUAAAAACGUUACGAGCCCCGUCUGUCAAGAAUUCAAAACGCCGGCCGGCAUAAAAUGGGAGUCUACCAUAAACUGUAGUCUACAUUUGUUUCUGAAAAUGAUGAGGUUCCUGUCACGGUUAUAUAGCAUGCUUGCUAGCGGUGAUAUUUGAUGUAAUUGACACUUCUCCUCCCUGGCAGCACACAGGCUACUACACUACAACAAGACAAAUCGACGGUUUACAAAAGAGUAAAAUAUGUACUUACCAAAUCAGUGUGCUGAGGACAAGUAAACCCACAAUGGCGAAAAUAACUGAGAAAGGUGUUGGAAAGAGCGCGAAAGUGGGCAGGGCAGAUCUGCGCAUGUCUGAUAGAACGCCCAAAGGACACUGGGAACAAGAAAUUAUUUUUUCUAAUUUGACUUAACUGGGAUAUAUCAAGUUAAGCAAGUUCUCCAACCCCAAAUUACUACUUACUUAUUUAAAAGUAGUGUUCACAACAGGUUGAUGAAAAUUGAGUUUAGUUCACUUAUCACAUUUAAUUAAUUUGAAUGUUAGCAUUUACAGUGUAGGGAAGUCUCCUGCUUUAAGAUGGCAGCUGUUUAGUUUUCCGUACUUCAAUGUUGCUAACGCCGACGAGUCUGUCAUCUAGCAUCUAUUUCUAUAUAAAUAUGAUAUCUAAAGCUGCCGCCGAUCGAUCGGGUCCGAUCACGUCAUUUUCAAAGUAUCGGAAUCGGCAAAAAAAUAUCGGACAUGCCUUUUUUUAUAUAUAUAUAUUUUUUACUUACAUCGUUUUCUAAUUGUAUUUAACGUUACAGACAAAAUGUCUUACACUCAUCCAGUGUCUUUAGUUUUGGUUUAAAGAUUGGUUCAUAAUAACAACAAACAUCCUCCCUCCCCUGCCAUUUAGUGUCGCACUCAUAAAGUGCGGCACCGAAAAGAAAAAAAACUUGAAACAUGGCCGACAGUGACGUCGUGUAACUUUAUUUUAAGCGGAGGGGGUUCAGUGUGGCUGAGGGGGGAAAAAGGCCAAAGUCUAACUACAAGAAGCAGUGGAUAAACGGAGACGAUGUCCAAAGUUUGGAAUUAUUUUAAACUUGAAAACGAAGGCAGCCCAACAGCCCGGUGCAAUGUUUGCAAGGCGGACAUUCCGCGUGGAGGAACGAGCAGGUCGUCUUUUAACACAACCAACCUUAUUCGCCACCUUAAGAGCAAACAUAAAGAAGAGACAUAUGCAGAGUACGUCGCGGCAACGGCUGCACUGAGACGACCGACGCUUAAAGAGACUUUUCAAAAAAAGGAAAAGCUGUCGGUGAGCAGUGAAAGGGCCAAAACAAUAACAGCCGCGGUAGCUGAAUUCAUCGCGUUGGAUGACCAGCCGCUCUUCCGUGGUAAAGAAUGCGGGGUUUCGCCGGCUCAUGGAGAUCUUGGAGCCACGUUAUGCGUUGCCUUCUCGUCAGCAUUUUACAAAUAAAGCGCUGCCUGCCGCACAGAAAAGGCUACGCGAUCACAUACAAGAGAAGUUAAAAGACGUACCUGCCGUUGGAUUUACGACAGACAUAUGGAGUUCUUUUGUAUGUCCAUUGUCACUAAUUAGCUUCACUGCACAAUGGAUUGACCCCAGCUUCAAGUUACAACGAGUGACCUUGCACACUCAGGAUUUCAGAGGGUCUUACACAGCAGAGCGUGUUAGAGAGGCGAUCGAGGGAAUGCUUAACAGUUGGGGGAUAGAUAAGUCAAGGGUGCAUGUGAUUGUACGGGAUAACGCGCGGAAUUUGAAGAAAGCUAUGGAUGAUAUGGAGAUGAAGAGUGUGGGCUGUCUCGCACACACACACUCCACCUUGCAGUGCACGAUGGUCUACUGUCUCAGCGCAGCGUCGUGGACACUCUGGCGACUGCGAGAAAGAUUAUUGGCCACUUCAAACAUUCCCCAUUGGCCUACUCCCAUCUGGAAGAUAUCCAGCGUGAACUAAAGAUGGACGUCAAGCGUCUACAGCAGGAUGUGCAAGUGAGAUGGAACAGCAGCCUAUAUAUGUUGCAGAGUAUCCUGGAGCAAAAGCGGGCAUUGUUGGUGUAUUCAGGUUCCUAUAACCUCCCAGCCACACUGACAACCACGCAGUGGACCCUGAUGGAGAAGACAGCUGAGGUCUUGGUUCCAUUUGAAGAACUCACAAAGGAUGUGAGCAUGGCCACUGCAUCUGCAGCUGAUGUCAUCCCGGCAAUAACAGCUCUCAGACGUCUGCUGUCUACAGACAAGACCACUGACCAGGGGGUCAAAACAAUGAAGAGCACACUCCUAGAUGCAGUGGAAACUCGCUUUGCUGGUAUAGAGGAGGAGCCACUGUACAGCAUUGCCACUCUGGUGGAUCCAAGAUAUAAAGACAGAUAUUUCACCCACUCUGACAACCUGUGCAUUGCCAAGGAUAAGCUCAUCCAGGAGGUAACAAAGAUGGAGGAGAGAGCAGCCACUGUUAGUGAAGAAUCGGCGGCAGCAGUAGCAGGACAAUUCAAGCAAGAAGUGCCAAGCAGGAAGUAGCAGCCUGGGCAGCAUCUUGGACGAGAUCCUAGAGGAGAAUCCACUAGAGGGCCGGUGUGUGAGUACAUCAGCUGAAGUCCAGGUGCAGACCUAUCUCAUGGAGCAAACCAGCAAUAGGAAAAGCAAUCCUCUGCAAUAUUGGAAACAGAAUGCGUCAAGGUUCCCCCCACUGGCGGAUGUUGCAGCCAAGUUUCUCUGUGCCCCCUGUACCUCCGUGGACAGUGAGAGACUCUUUAGUGCUGUUUCCAAUAUCCUUGAUGAAAAAAGGAACAGGCUCUCUGCUGACAGAGUAGAGAUGCUGAUUUUAAUUUUGCCUGAAUAUGACGUUGAGAGUGAGAGUGGAGACGAAGAGUAGCUAAUUGUCCCUUGAUUUAAAAAAGUUUCUUGAGGUUUUAUAUCCCAUGUUUACAUAUCGUGUUUGAGCUGUGAAAUUUAUAUCUGUUCAUGUUGUAUUCAACUGCUGCACUAAGGCUAAGCCAAAAUUUAUUUUAUUCUCAUUGUUUGUGAAUGUGAGAUUUUGACUGAAUGUCACUUUUAAGCCUAGUAAGUAGGUAAACUACCUCUUUUGAAGAUUUUUGUUAUUGCACUAUUCUGCACUCAAUGUUUUAGUUUACAUGUUUAUUGUUUACAUAUUUUAUGGCACAGUGCUGAUAAGCUUUGUUUUGAUCCAAAGCAGUGGAACAAUGUCAUGUUGGACAAUGAAAAAAAAUAAAAAAAUAUAUAUAAAAAAUAAAAUUAUUUUUUCUUAAUGCAUUGCCAAAAUGUAUAUUAUUGG
Corythoichthys intestinalis (scribbled pipefish) is the source of this 3728-nucleotide messenger RNA. RefSeq names its product zinc finger BED domain-containing protein 4-like. The transcript has 3 exons. The coding region runs from base 2393 to 2953 and encodes 186 amino acids. Lineage: Eukaryota; Metazoa; Chordata; Actinopteri; Syngnathiformes; Syngnathidae. The record is from RefSeq and is a predicted model, not a curated record.